This is a messenger RNA of Dicrocoelium dendriticum, 1325 nucleotides long. Lineage: Eukaryota; Metazoa; Platyhelminthes; Trematoda; Plagiorchiida; Dicrocoeliidae. The record is from the annotation of a GenBank genome assembly.
GAACUAAUGGGACAAUAACAAUGCUGCAAGAUGACUCUUAUCGUGCCGAAAUGUUGUCUGAUCUGCAGUCCGAUUGCGCGAAGUUUUUCUCCAUGGUCGAGAGCAGGAUUGAUUUUCUUUCAAAGACAAAAUCUGUCGACCAGUAUGUCAGGCUUCAGAAAAUCGGACAAGGUACUUUUGGCGAGGUAUUCAAAGUCAGACACAAGUCAACCAAACAACAUUACGCAUUAAAGCGUAUCCGAAUGGAGCAAGAAAAAGAGGGCUUCCCGAUUACCGCACUUAGAGAAAUCCGAAUUCUACAAUCUUUGAACCACGAAAAUAUCGUUUGUCUCAAAGAAAUUUGCCAUAGUUCACCCAAUGCCCGAAACGGAUUCAAACCACAGUUCUUUCUUGUGUUCGAGUUUUGCGAUCAUGAUUUGGCCGGUUUGAGUCAACAAGUUGAUUUUUCAGAACCCAUCAAAAAAGCAAUCAUGAAGCAACUAUUGACUGGUCUAUUUUACCUGCAUCUAAAUAACAUACUGCAUCGUGAUCUGAAGGCGGCCAACAUUCUCAUAGACAAAAAUGGUGUAUUGAAGAUCGCCGAUUUUGGUCUUGCCCGCACAACAGUCGCUUCCAUCCGAUCCGACCGACCAACACGCUACACUACCAGAGUAGUCACUUUGUGGUACAGGCCUCCGGAGAUCCUCCUAAACGAUCGCCACUACGGCAAACCAGUGGACCUUUGGGGCGCUGGAUGCAUUAUGGCGGAACUUUGGACGAAGUAUCCGAUAAUGCAAGGUGACAACGAGCUGAAUCAGCUAAAUUUGAUUAUCAAUUUAUGUGGAUCAAUCACUCCCGAAGUUUGGCCAGGAGUUCAACGUUUGGAAAGUUUUAGAGAUGCUCGUCUUCCUCAGGACAUCAAGAGACACGUUCGUGAAAAGCUCACUCCCAAAAUCCCUUCUUUGGCCGCAGUAGAUCUAAUUGACCAGUUGCUUGUUUUGGAUCCCAGCAAGCGAUUGGAUGCCGAUCAAGCCUUGUCCCAUGAUUACUUUUAUGAAGAUCCGCCUCCAGGGGACUUACGGGCGUUUUCCAAAUCAGGCACCUCCUAUUUGGAGUUUCUGUCCUCAAAUAAUCCACGGGGUCGCGCUCCUCCCGGCUUGAACAGACCUGCUGGAGUUCGUGGUCCCGGUCCCCAGAUGAACUAUAUCGGAGCCUCUGGGAUGGCACAUCCUAAUCGUCGUCCACCAAUGCCAGACGACAAUGUGUAUUAUGAUCGGGUUUUCUAACCAAUGGGAAGUCAUCUGUCGAAUCGAGUCACUUAUACAAUAAAUUUGUACAUAGCCUUC